AUGAGUGCAGACCGCGGGCAAGAUGGCGCUGCUGACCACGCUCCGGUCUCUGCUCGCCCACCUCAGCCUCCGCGCUUCAGUUCCUUCCGACCGCGCGAGUCCGCCUCCACAGCCGGCCCGUCCAGCAGCACCGACAAACCCCCUUCCGUCCUUUCUCCGCUUGUGAGCGGAGCAUCACACAAAGCUGGUCAGCAUCGGAACCCCAAACACUCCAGUCAAAGCCCGCGCAAAAGCGAGCGGGAGCGGGAGCGGCAUUCUGACCAGCCGAGUGCUGCCGGUCCGUCGUUCCGCGGGGAAUCCAGCCACACCCGCGAGCCGAAGCAUCGGGACGAAAAGCGCAGUCACCACAGCCACCGUGACGGUGACCGUGAUCGUGACCGUGACCGUGAUUCGGGUUCUUCCAAGGACAAACGUCGACGUCGGUCGCGCUCGCCUCGCCGCUCAUCAAGACAUUCCGAACACCGCAGCUCCGCCCGAGUCGAAUCAGACUCCUCGUCAAGAAAGCUUCGGCUCGAUCCAUCGCAUCCCGGCGAAUCCUCGACAUUUGACCGCGACCUGUUCUUCACCGAUACCAGGGGCGAUCCAGAUGCGCUGCUCUAUGGCCAGGAACGAUCCAAGGUCCCCCGAUCCCAUCGAGUCCCCCGCUCGGUCGACGCACUCGGCGUGGCUUCGCGCGACCCUCCCACCUCCGAGCGAGACGAGCCUCGGCCAAACUCACCGAACACGUCGUCCGCUUCAUUCCCGCCACCAAGCGCACCCGACUUUCCCUUGACCGCAGAGGCGUUUAUCGACAUCAAUGAUGACUCGUACGCACUUGGCAAUAGCUACCCGCCGCCGCUUCCCGGUGCUGGGAUCGACAUCAGCGAGCGAAAGAGAAGGGCACAGGCCGCCGUCGACGCCGUCCCAACGGAUAUUGAUGCUUGGCUCGAGCUGGUGCGAUGUCUCCCUCUCGUUUCCCUAGCUACACCCGAAGCACCAAGCUCGAGCGCUGCAUCAUCUCAGAUGCCUCAAAUUGCAGCCCAGGCCGCCGCCUCGAUCGAUAUCCAGCUCUCCGUCUUUGAUCGGGCCUUUGAGGCGGCAUCCAGCAACCAUCGUUCGGUCCGCCUUCACUUCGAACGGCUGCGCGUCGUGACGCAGGCCGACGCAUGGCAGCCGUCUGCAGUCCAAGCCGAAUUCGUCCGGGUCCUGAAUCGCUUCCGUCACACGGACCCAUCGCUCGACAUGACCACCGAAGCUAGUGUCGUUGAUAUUUGGCUGCUCUACCUAGCGUGGCUCAAGUCGUCGUGGUCCAUCUUCCAGUUCGACCAGCUCUUCGACACCUACAAGGACGCUUUGGACAGCCUGCGCGGACAUCUGCUGAGUGCCGCGGCAGCAGGGCCUGCGAGCGAUGCUGUCGAAGUCCUAGCGCAGGGCAUGCUGGCGAUUCUCGCUCGGCUUCUCAACAUUUUGCGCGAGAGCGGAUAUCACGAAUAUGCCAUUGCGCUUAUACAGGCAAAUCUCCAUUUUGGCUCGGACCUGGAUUCCGCAAUCACCGAGCACACGCAUCGCGUCUGGCGUCCCGCACUCGAGCCCAAUCAACGAAAGCAAGAAUACCAGCGACUGGUCGAGGUCGUCAGGAAGGCAUGGGACGGAGGAAGCAUCGCCAAGUCGACAGAGGUUUUUUCUGGGCCGAUCCCCGGGUCUGACCGGAGCACUCAAAUGACAACUGUCCAGGAUGCAGCGCGUGGCGACCAUUUUGCAACGCGAUGGCUCCAGGCCGAGACAACUCGCUGCAAUCAUCGAAGGGCACCGGCGCGCCUGGAAGACCUUCCGACAUGGGACAUCGAGGGAGACGAGAUCGAUCCGUACAGCACAGUCCUCUUUGACGAUCUUGCCGGAUUUCUGCUGCCGCUAUCCUCCGAAUGUCAUGCGCGCCAGAUGCUCCUGGACGUGUGCGUCGAAUUUACGAAACCUGCACGCAGUCUGAUGUCCGAGAUAACGUCUUGGUCCAGCCGUAACUGCUGGUCAAAUCUGCAGCUACUGCCCGACUUUCAGGGCUCGAUCGAUGCAUCAUUCUGGCCACGGACGCUGCGCAGGGCGGACGAGCACGAGUCUAGAUCCAUGCAGUCCGCGAACGAAUCUGCUCAGACGAGCGUCCGCAAGGUGCUGAGUCUGUUGUCUGCCAAAGGCAUCCACUUGCCGUCGAGUGACACCUCAAGCUCCGUCCUGGAUGAUCUUUUUGACAGUCAAGCACUGGAUCCGACCCUUUCGAUCCCGGACCAGCGCCGACUGUGGGUCUUGCGCAUCUACCUCGAGCUGCAUCCAAUCGCAACAGCGGUCGACGAGGUUGGGGUGCGCAAGCUCUUCGAGCGCGCUACAAGCACCGAGGUGGGAAUGCACUGUCCGCUCCUGUGGCGUCUGUGGGUCGACUUCGAAUCGCGCUGUCUCGACAGUGCGCUCUCAAUCGCGCAAGAAUCGGAGACGGCAGAGCCGAAGAAACGCGGAUCGUCGAAACGCAAAGCGGAGCAGAAGCAGGUCACACGAGCCAGAUCGACGUGCCUCGAUGCAAUCCGUGCGUGUCCGGCGUCGAAAGGCGUCUACCUUGCCGCUUUCGCCGCUCCCUUGUCACGCAUCCUGACUCAGCAAGAGCUUGUCUGGAUCUUUGACUCCAUGGUCGAAAAGCAAAUUAGAGUUCAGGUGGACCUUGUCGACUUCAUUCCGCAGGACCCCGCCACUGGACCGCAGGAAGACGAGGACGACUCCGACGAGUCGCGAAAUGACCCUUUUGAUCCAACUUUGCCGUACACGAAGCGCGAUCCGCGCCACGAGCAGGUCGGUGGUGGUCCGUCCGCGUCGAGCGACCGUUCAAGACCCGCACUCGAAGCUCUGCAAGCAGAUUCCGCACAUCCGUGCGCAAUCGAUCUGCUUCAGCAGCAAGCACAAGCCCGACCACGAUCUAUCGGCCUCGAACAUCUGCCGACCGAGCUCCUUCACCACAUCCUCGUGCUCUCGCGUUCGGACAAAUUCGCCGUGGCGAGUCGGACGCUACGCAGCAUCUGCCAAUAUGCGAGCGUGAGUGAUCGCGUCGACUACAUUAUGGCGCGGUGGGCGGACCGUUACGUGGCACACAAGAUCGCGCAUCCGUGUCGGGCCAAGCACAAAGCGUGCAGGCGACAGACGAGUCGAGUGAUCGCGCUCUGGCGAGAGCGGGAGCCUGCCUGGUCCGACUUUGCUGCCACGCUCACGGUGGAGCCGUGCGAGCUUGACGCACUGCGUACGGCCAAGCUGGACCUGGUCACUUUUGCGGCCGAGCUCGGCAUCUGUACCGUGCAGGUACUCGAGCGCUUGGUGAAAUGUGCAGCUGCAGCCAGGAUCCCGCGCGCGCUACUCGGUGCUUACCUGCGGAACGGUUCCGCAAAUGGCGUGCUGGUAGUGCACGAGGCGCUCGAAAGGCUGGAAGUGCCGCAACCGCAGCUGCCCAAGCGUCUCUUCCGUCACAUUGACGACUACGGCUAUGCCGAACCAAAACCCUCGGCCGUCAUCGAGCGUCCCAAGAAGAGGCGCAGGGGGCGUAAGGGAGACGUGAACGACUGUACAGAGGUUGGACAGGUUUCGACUCAGGAGCCGUUCCCUGCAUGGCUUACGCGGCUUCUUCAGAGUGUGGGACGAGAUGCUCCGCAUUCUACAAAUCCACACACGACGGAACAGGCCCAUGCGGAUUCAGCAGCAUCCAACGGACUGGCGGACGACAAGCGGGCGCACCCGAGCGACGAGCCGGACGCGAUCAAGGCGAGCGUCGGCGUAGUGCCGAAAGCUGCCGAGUUGGAGCUAAUCCUAACGCUGCUAUACCAGUACGGUGCGGACGCAAGCUCGCACAGCGGCUAUCCGCUCGCCAUGGCUGUGCACCGCGGAUCCUACUCGCUCGUCCAGCUGCUGUUGCUGUUCGGCGCCGACCCUGGAUGCAAGGACGGGCUGGCGGUGCAAAUCGCGAUCCGCAACGGCGACCUGGACCUGCUCCGCUUGCUCAUUGACGGUCCGUUCCUCGACCACGACCUGUCGAAUCUGUUGCCGCUGCAGCCACCGAGCGCUCCGCCUCAGCUAGGCUCGCCUGUCUAUCGUCUCGACCAAGCACGUCUCCGCCUGGCGAUCCAGUGCAAACACUGGCACGUGGUCGAUUUUAUCUGGCACGACCAAAACGUGUCUCCCGACAUUGCAUGUCUGCGGCUGCUCGACAAGCUCAAGCCCUAG
Messenger RNA from Moesziomyces aphidis, 4227 nucleotides. The record is from the annotation of a GenBank genome assembly. NCBI's taxonomy places the organism in Eukaryota, Fungi, Basidiomycota, Ustilaginomycetes, Ustilaginales, Ustilaginaceae.